Messenger RNA from Ostrea edulis (European flat oyster), 1919 nucleotides. RefSeq lists its product as uncharacterized. Bases 196 to 885 code for a protein of 229 amino acids. Gene Ontology annotation, molecular function: protein binding. The transcript is spliced from 5 exons. The record is from RefSeq and is a predicted model, not a curated record. NCBI's taxonomy places the organism in Eukaryota, Metazoa, Mollusca, Bivalvia, Ostreida, Ostreidae.
UUCCGAUUUGAUUUUCAUCAAGAACUCCUUGACAGUGACUUGAGCUUGAACUGAAGAGCCAAGAGGGAAAGAAGUAUUCAAAUAAUGGUUACUUAAGGGGUUUAUUUAAUUCGUUAUCCGGACGCUUCAUUUAUCCGGACGAUUUUGACGGGAACCAAAGUGUCCGGAUUAACGAGGCUCCACUGUAUAAGCCUGAUGACCAUGCUGCGAGACUGCUGGAAAGUGUACAUCAUCAUUGUGAUGGUGAAGUUUUGUACAUGUGUAAGGAACUGUGCUCUGUACCAGUUUUGGAAUAAAUCUGCUGAGGAAUGCCAACCCUGUUCCCACUGUAAGCUUCCACAAAUUAUAGGGACUCCAUGCACAAAUGAUUCAGAUGUGGUCUGCAUGGGCUUGAAGCACCUUAACUUUAGUUUUUUAGGGGAUGCUUCCCCAAUGGUUACUCCACGACUGCCAUUUCAAAAAGAUCUCCUGUAUAUGGAGGGAGGAAAUGAUACCUGGAGACUCUUGGCAUACAUUCUAAUUGGUGUACUGUGUGUUUUGGUGGUGACAGUGAUUGUGAGUCUGUUGUUGUCAUGGCACUGCAUUAACAAAAGAAAGGCAGCUAUAAAUAGAAUUUAUGUUGAGGGAGAAGGGGAGUAUGUAGUGAUGUGCAGGCUUCCUGAUGUAGUCAGCCACCCACCCCCUACAGAAAUCCUGCCGGGAUCUCCACCACUCAGUCCCCAGAGGCGGUCCUCCAGACGUUCUCGUUUCUACCGCAGCCACAGGAUUUAUCGUCCACAGAGACGCCUCAUGAAUGAGUACGUGGAUGAUGUGUUUGAAUCGGAGGACUCGGGAGGCUCCCGUUCCAUUCGAAUCCCCCUGCAUACAAUUCCAGAGGACAGCUGAGGAGGUCUUUCUUAGUACAAUAGCUGAUAUUUGGGAAAAUAUUAUUUUCUUUAACUUCCUUAAAAAAAUUCCAGAAGACAUCUGAGGUUGAUCAAUCAUUAACUGAAAUUAUAAAAAUCCUUGAAUUUAAAAAUAAAAAAAAAAACCAACCCAAAUAUCAAUAGUUCAUAGUCACUCUGUGACAUUCCAAUGAAUUGUGAAAAAAUCUACACCCAGAGUAUAUCUUCUUUUAGCAUUACAAUGUUACCCCAUAUUUUAGUUAAGGUAUUAAGGACAUCCUGUGUAUUUUAUUUUGAAGGAGGUACCCAGUGUUAGUAUUGAAACAUUGAAUGCACUCUGAAAAUUUUAAUGUGCCAUCUAUACUGUGUGUAGCAAUACUUUUUGACGAUCAGUUUUAUGCAAUGAACACAUCUUCAUUUUUCUGUACAAGUGUUCCAUAUGAAUUGACAAUUUUACAAUUAUGUGAUCUCAAACAUAGAUAUAGUUGUAUAUGUAUAUAUGCUUCAUAAACUUAUUUAAAUCUAGUCCAAGUCUGCCUUGAGAUAACUGACUGUAAUACUGAAAUUGGUAGUACUUUUUGUACAUAGACGUUUCGAAUGCCUAAUUGUGUUCAUGCCUUUUGUAUACUUUGUGGUUGUGUCAAAAGUUAAUAUCAAUUUAUUUUGUUUUUGGGGGUGGGGGUGUUUUGGAUUUUUUUUUCACAAAGAUGACAUGAAACCGGUUUGAAUAUGGUUUAAUAUUGAAACAAACUUUAUAUACAGAACUACUCAUGUGAAACAGCUGUACUUUUGUAAGAUGUUUCAGUCACCAGAAUUUUACCACUUGUCUACAUUUUGAAAUUAUAGACAGAAAAUGGUCGUACAGGAGGGAGGGGGGGGGGGUGUCCUGUAUCAUAUGGCUUGCUAACAGGAAUUGAUGACAUACUACAAAUAUGUGGGCUUUUUUUUUAAUUACAAAAUAUUCUUUCUAGUCUACUUGUUAUAUUUAUGUUAGAAGUAGAUGACCCAGUGUGUUCCAAGGAAUUAACCACCAAC